Messenger RNA from Momordica charantia (bitter melon), 1063 nucleotides. Lineage: Eukaryota; Viridiplantae; Streptophyta; Magnoliopsida; Cucurbitales; Cucurbitaceae. The record is from RefSeq and is a predicted model, not a curated record.
AAGUGAGGCUCAGGAGAACCCCUAUUAUCGUUUCGUUUGCAUUCUAUCAGAUGUUGAGCGCUGGGGAAGGGAGAACUGAGAGUUUGGAGGAAUUAGGGAAUUACAGAGACCAUUCGGCGCUGAGACUGAGAUGAGCUUCGUCAAAACGCAAAGAAGCUGCUCGGCAAUUCGUACCCUCUCUCCUUCUUCAUCCUCCAUUUCUCGCUGCGCUCAUAGCUCCUCCUCUGAUCAUGCAACGUGUGGAACGCCAACUUGGAUUGGCAAGGGAAUCACUUGCAUUUGCUUCAGGCGGAAGGGAACUUUUGAACAAAUUUGUAUCAACCUGACUCCUCAACAGGAAGAUAGGUUAAGAAGAUUGAAGCACCGCACGAAGGUCCACUUUGAUGGUUCAAGAAUAGACCACCAGGAGGCUCUAAGAGCUUUGUGGUCUGCAGCUUAUCCUGGCCAAGAGCUUCACGGGUUGGUAUCAGAUCAAUGGAAAGAAAUGGGAUGGCAGGGAAGAGAUCCAUCCACUGAUUUUAGAGGAGCUGGGUUUAUCUCUUUGGAGAAUUUGUUGUUCUUUGCAAAGACAUUCUCAACAUCUUUCCAACGUCUGUUGAACAAACAAGGAGGAAAGCCAGCUGCUUGGGAAUACCCCUUUGCUGUCGCUGGUGUAAAUAUCACAUUUAUGAUCAUGAAGAUGCUUGAUCUAGAUGCUUCAAAACCUAGGACUUUUAUCAGAUCAGUUUUCCUACAGAUGUUGUCAGAGAAUGAGUGGGCAUUUGAUUUGCUUUACUGUGUCGCGUUCGUAGCUAUGGACAAACAAUGGCUGGAGAGAAAUGCUACGUACAUGGAGUUCAAUGAUGUGUUGAAGUCUACGAGAGCUCAGUUGGAGAAAGAACUUGUAAUGGAGGAUGUAAUACGCAUAGAAGACAUGCCUUCCUACAACCUUCUCUUAACAUUAGAUUACAGGUAGCUGACACUGCUCAAAAACUAGUCAAUAAAUUUUAACUUGUACGUUCUCUCUCUCUCAAGGACAGGGUUAAAGUUGGAAAUAAAAAAUCAAUUAUUAUUAUUUUUGUUU